CUAAAAUCGAUGAGUGAUUGGCUGUCUUCUCGGUCAAGAUUCCGAGGGUCUAUUAACGUGAAAGCCCUUUGUUUCAGGGGUCUAUCAUGGCCUUGAAAAGAAGAAGGGCUACAUCCCCCUCGAGCAGUGUGAGUGGAGGAGAUUUCGACGAUAGCCAGCCUUCAUCCUUAGUGUCUUCAAGUGGGCGAAAGAGGAGAAAGACCUCAAACAUUCCAACCGUGGAUCCUAUUGCUGUGUGCCAUGAAUUGUACAACACAGUCAGAGACUACAAGGAUGACCAAGGCAGGAUGCUGUGCGAGCUGUUCAUCAGAGCCCCUAAACGAAGGAACCAGCCAGACUAUUACCACGUGGUGUCUCAGCCUAUCGACAUGAUGAAGAUUCAGCAGAAAUUAAAGAUGGAGGAAUACGAUGACGUCGAACAGCUCACCAGUGACUUUCAGCUCCUGUUUCAUAAUGCCAAAACAUAUUAUAAGUCCGAUAGUGCUGAGUUCCGAGCAGCCUGCAACCUGUGGGACCUUUACCAACGUACCAAGAAUGAAUUUGUUCAGCCAGGCGACGAUGAUGAGGAUGAUGAGGCCGGCUACGAUGCGCAAGACAUCCCCAGCGGGUCUACUGAGGAUGAGAGUGCACCGAUCUGCUUGAGAGAUGUCCUUGAGCAUCUCCUCGAUGCCGUGGUGACAUAUGCCGAGCCCUCGGGCCGCCUGGUCAGCGAUCUCUUUCAGAGGUUGCCCUCCAAAGCGCAAUAUCCAGAUUAUUAUGCAAUCAUCAAGGAGCCCAUAGAUUUGAAACUCGUCGCUCAAAAGAUUCAGAUGGGCCACUACAGGAGCGUUACUGCCAUGGCUAAAGAUAUCGAUUUAUUGGUCAGAAAUGCCAAAAUUUACAAUGAGCCUGGAUCACAGGUCUUUAAGGAUGCAAAUACCAUUAAAAAGAUUUUUGCACAAAAGAAGUCAGAGAUUGAACACGGAGAACCAAUCAAGUCCAGCAUUCGUAUCAGGAAUAGGAGGUUUGCUCAGGGUGAGCGCCUCUCUGCGAUUAGCAUGGCUCUUCAGUAUGAAAGUGACGAGGACGGAAUACUUUCUGGGUCUGUUCACUAUGACGAGGGGGAGUCUGAGGCUGAGAGUUUGACCACUAACAUCGACAUGAGCAACCCCAUUUUCCAGCUGUAUGAAGCUGUACGCGGUGCCAGGAACAACCAGGGCCUCCUGAUUUCUGAACCUUUCCAGGAGCUGCCCUCUAGGAAGGAAUACCCAGACUACUACCAGCAGAUCACGCAGCCCUUGUGCCUCCAUCAGAUCAAGAACAAGAUGAAGAACAAUGAGUAUGACAGUGUUGAGCCUAUGGACUCUGAUCUAACGCUAAUGUUUGACAAUGCCAAGCGUUACAAUCUUCCCCACUCCUCCAUCUACAAGCGGGCACUUAAAUUGCAGCACAUUCAGCAGAUAAAGCGAAAGGAGCUUUUUCAGAGAGAUGACGACGAUGGAGACAGCAUGCUUUCCUGUGCCACCUCUGACACCAGUAGCACUAAGAGAAAAAGUCACAAGAAGAAUACAAAGAAAAAUCGAAUGAAAGCUCUUUUUGCUUCGGUCACCGACGCACGGGAGGCGGGCACUAGCAGGCGACUUUGUGACCUCUUUAUGGUAAAGCCCUCCAAGAAGGACUACCCCGAUUACUACAAGAUCAUCCUGGAGCCCAUGGACUUGAAAACCAUCGAGCACAAUAUCCGGUCAGACAAGUACCUCAGUCAAGAUGCCAUGGUAGAGGAUAUGAAGCUGAUGUUCCGCAAUGCUCGACACUACAAUGAAGAGGGCUCACAGGUCUUCAAUGAUGCUGAUGUGCUCGAAAAAAUAAUGACAGACAGACGCAAGGAUCUUGGACCAGUGACAGAUGAGGAUGACAUAGUGUCCUCAAAGAUGAAAAUAAGAAAGACAAACAUGACUCUGAAGAAAUCAAAGUAUCUUACACCCUUACAACAGAAGCUGAAUGAGUUGUAUGAGUCUGUCAAGAACUACACAGACAAGCGUGGCCGUCGCCUCAGCACGAUCUUCCUGCGCCUUCCAUCUCGUGCUGAGCUGCCUGAUUACUACAUAGCUAUCAAGAAACCGGUGGACAUGGAGAAGAUCAAGAGCCACAUGUUAGCCAAUAAAUAUCAGGAUGUAGAUGCACUGGUAGAGGACUUGGUGCUCAUGUUCAACAAUGCAUGUACGUACAAUGAGCCUGAGUCGCUGAUUUACCGGGAUGCUCUAGUCCUGCACCGUGUGCUUCUGGAGACGAGGCACGCCCUGGAGGGAGGUGAGGACGCUUACGUGCCAGAUGUGCCUCGCCUCAUCCAGGAGCUCAUCCGCAGCCUCUUUGUCUCGGUGCUCGGCCACCAAGAUGAUGAGGGCCGUUGCUACAGCGAUUCUCUGGCCGAGAUCCCUGCCAUUGAUCCUGCAAACCCAGAGAAGCCCCCUCUCAAUUUUGAGAUAAUCAGAAAGAAUGUCGAUGGAGGUCGCUAUAUGAGGCUGGAUGUAUUUCAGGACCACAUGUUUGAAGUUUUGGAAAAGGCCAGACAUCUAAAUAGGACAGACUCUGAAAUCUUUGAAGAUGCCGUCGAGCUGCUGCAGUUCUUCAUCAGGAUCCGAGAUGAGCUGUGUAAGAAUGGAGAGAUUUUGAUGUCUCCUGCACUGAGCUAUACGUCCAAACAUCUGCAUAAUGAUGUGGAUAAAGAAAAGAAACAAAAACUCCCUAAAGAGAUUGAGGAGGACAAAGUCAAGAGAGAAGAGGAAAAAAUGGAAGCUGAAAAGCGGGAGGAAUCUGUCGGAGCCUCCUGGCAGCUGAGCUCACAGCGCACAUACAGUCAAGACUGCAGCUUCAAAGACAGCAUGUACUGUGUUGGAGACUAUGUUUAUGUGGAGCCUGCUGAGCCAAACCUGCGGCCUCACAUCAUCUACAUCGAACGCCUGUGGCAAGACGACACUGGUGAGAAAUGGCUCUAUGGAUGCUGGUUCUACAGGCCAAAUGAAACGUUCCAUGUCGCUACACGAAAGUUCUUGGAGAAGGAAGUAUUUAAGAGUGACUAUUACAACAAAGCACGCAUCAGCAAGAUUUUAGGCAAAUGUGUGGUAAUGUUUGUGAAGGACUACUUCAAACUUUCCCCAGAAGGCUUCAGGGCAGAGGACGUCCAUGUCUGCGAGUCACGCUACUCUGCCAAGUCCAAGUCCUUCAAGAAGAUCAAGUUGUGGACCAUGCCCUUGAGCUCGGUUCGCUUUGUCCCAAGAGAAGUGCCUCUUCCUGUUGUACGGGUGGCAUCCAUAUUUGCCCCGAAAGAAGAGAGAGACGAGAAACUAACAGAAAUUACAGAUGAAACCAAAGUGAUAGAAUGUAGCACCAUAUGCAAGGAGAGGGAAGAUGUUCCUUUGGAGAUGACUAACGGGGAAGCAGGAUGCCAAUACUAUGAACAGCUUUGCCAUAACAACCUGUGGCUGAAAGUUGGAGACUGCGUCUAUAUUGGCUCUCAUGGACUAGUGCGCCAUCGCGUGGGCAGGAUUGAAAAAAUGUGGAUGCGAGAUGGAGCCGGCUACUUUUUUGGCCCAAUCUUCAUCCAUCCAGAGGAAACGGAGCAUGAACCCACUAAAAUGUUCUACAAGAAGGAAGUUUUUCUAAGCAACCUUGAAGAAGCUUGUCCCAUGACCUGCAUCAUAGGGAAGUGCGUGGUGUCAUCCUUCAAAGAGUACCUAUCUUGUCGGCCAACUGAAGUGCCUGAAGAGAAUGUCCUGCUCUGUGAGAGUCGUUAUAUCGAAAGUGAGAGGCAAAUGAAGCGGUUCAAAGGACUCAAACGCUUUUCAUCAUCCGGAAAGGUGGUGGAGGAUGAAAUCUACUAUUUUAGGAAACUUAUAAGUCCCCCAAAGGAGCCGUCACCUUUGCUAGACAGGAAAAUUGAGGAACUGGAGGCCAAGUUUGCUGAUAUGACAGAUGAGGAGCUAGAGGAGCUUGGGGAUGAUGACAGUGAGCUCGAUCAUUCUCUUCGGCAGAUGCAUUCUUCUAUGUGUAGUGACAUGGAUAUAAUGACUUACACUCCCCCACAGUCAACCAAAUCUCUAAAGGGUCUUUCCAAGAAAGAGGGCUCAAAACGAAAGAUCAACAUGAGCGGAUACAUCCUGUUCAGCAGCGAGAUGCGGGCCGUCAUUAAAGCCCGGCACCCAGAUUUCUCCUUUGGCGAGCUGAGCCGUCUCGUUGGCACAGAGUGGAGGAACCUGGAAAGUUCUAGGAAAGCAGAGUAUGAAGAGCGAGCAGCUAAAGUGGCCGAGCAGCAGGAGCGUGACAGGACCCAGUUUAUGACAUCCCCACGUGCAGGUACCCCAGUAGGGGCACUGAUAGGAGUGGUGCCUGCUCCGACCCCCAUGGGGAUGCUAAAUCCUGGCUUGACGCCUGUGUCAGAAGGUAUGAUGGGUGCAUGUAGGUCAGCUAUGAUACCCAAAGGAAUGGUUAGUAUGACUGGCGAACCACCACAUCACACGGGGGAGCCUUUAUAUCCCCAGCGUUCGCUGCUCGCUAUGCCUGGGUUCCCUGGAAUCCCAUAUUUCGGUAUCAACGGUAUGUGUGGUGAAACUGGAACAGCAAACAUACAUGGAUCCCAGAUGAGUUUGAUGGGUCCUGGGCAACAGGCUCCCCCACCAUACCCAGGACAAGGCCAGGCUGCCCUUCAGCAGCCCUCCACCCCGUUGUUUGUGUCCCCUCCAGCCAAGUCCCAGAGGCUUCUCCACUCUGAUGCUUACCUCAGCUACAUAGAGGGUCUAACUGCUGAGUCACCUACUGUGAGCAAGUGGGACCAAACACUUUCAGUUAAAAAACAUGAUGUGCGCCUGACAAAAGAGCAGGAAAGUAGAUUGCCAUCCCACUGGCUGAAGAGUAAAGGAGCCCACAAGACAAUGGCUGAUGCACUUUGGCGACUGCGUGACCUGAUGCUACGAGAUACGCUGAACAUUCGCUACACACACAACCUGUAGCGUGGUCGUAAUCUGAGCCUCUGUUCUCAGACCUGUGAGACAGGGAUGGGGUUAUGCUCACUAAAAAUGUUUAACUUUGUUUUGUUAUGAUGAAAGAUAUGUGGUUAAGUUUACAGAGGUUGCUUAUCGAAGCAAAUUUUCAUUUAACAUUUCAGAUGUACUGUUCCAAGUGCAAUAUUGUUAGAACUGUCAUUCUGUGAUGAAUGCCUUCAUGUGUUGUCUUUUUUUCAUUUUAUGUUUGUUUCAUUGAUGUGUAUUAUAAAACAAUGUUGCCUGGUUGUGACCAAAUUGCAGAUUUAUUUGGCUCAAA
Messenger RNA from Phycodurus eques (leafy seadragon), 5295 nucleotides. RefSeq names its product polybromo 1 (gene pbrm1). NCBI's taxonomy places the organism in Eukaryota, Metazoa, Chordata, Actinopteri, Syngnathiformes, Syngnathidae. The transcript is spliced from 30 exons. Gene Ontology annotation, molecular function: protein binding; chromatin binding. Bases 87 to 4985 code for a protein of 1632 amino acids. Gene Ontology annotation, cellular component: RSC-type complex. The record is from RefSeq and is a predicted model, not a curated record. Gene Ontology annotation, biological process: chromatin remodeling.